AUGGUUUGGCAGAUUUGUCUAUUCGUCUUUUUGACUAUCAGUUGUUCUGAUGGACAGCACAUCUCCAGUUCAACUUUUGAACAUAUACAAAGAGCUAUAGAAAAGUUGGAGAUUGACUUCAAUACCAGUCAUUCUGAUGUUGCCAGGGGUGAACCAGUUUUUAUAGAUAAACUGAUGAGCAGCCGGUGGUCACAGACCAAAGAAAGAAAAAUCUUAUUAGCCCAGAUUAUUUCCAUGUACCACACAAUGCUGAGCAAUAUAAGCAAAUCACAGUCCUCAGAACACAUCCGGGACUUAAAAGAAGCCCUAAAAGACUAUGAAAGGAAAUACAGUGAAUACCUGGAGCAAGCCAAAGAUCUAAUUAAAUUGUCAAAAGUUUCGAUGGAUGAUUCAAAAAUCCAACGCAAAGCAGCCGCCGAGAUUUUUCAAGUUUUGCAGCAGGUGAAUGUAGAAGAGAACAGGCGAAAGAGAAGGAGAAGACAAAAUCCCCAGGUGCAGAAGGGAUACAGACCAAGCUUCAGAGCAUAG
Molecule: messenger RNA, 528 nt
Organism: Varanus komodoensis (Komodo dragon)
Lineage: Eukaryota; Metazoa; Chordata; Lepidosauria; Squamata; Varanidae
Product: interferon gamma-like
Exons: 4
Coding region: 1-528 (175 amino acids)
Biological process (GO): immune response
Cellular component (GO): extracellular region
Molecular function (GO): type II interferon receptor binding
Source: RefSeq, a predicted model, not a curated record